Messenger RNA from Diorhabda carinulata, 2020 nucleotides. RefSeq names its product calponin homology domain-containing protein DDB_G0272472-like. The transcript has 10 exons. The coding region runs from base 743 to 1903 and encodes 386 amino acids. The record is from RefSeq and is a predicted model, not a curated record. Lineage: Eukaryota; Metazoa; Arthropoda; Insecta; Coleoptera; Chrysomelidae.
GCUAGUUAACGAUUAGUUUAAAACUAUAGCUUAGCAUCUAUUUCAUCCCAAAAAUAUAUUAUUUUAAGAAAAAAUAGGUUUUAUACGUUAGUAUUUUGAGUUUUUAGAAAUAAAUUUUGAAUUGACCGCGAAAAAGGACAAGACUGUCAUGGCGUCUUUAAUUAUGUCACAAUUCGAGAAACAGCUGUGUUUGUUUAUGACAGUCAAUCGUGUUUUUUAAUAAAUAAUAAACUCCUCGUAUUAUAAAUACUGUAUAGUGCCCUAAUGUGAAAAUACAACGAUAAAAACGCCAGACAAAUUAUUCAUACACGUUCCAAACAAUAAAGAAAUACGAAGAAAGUGGUUAAAACGGGCAAGGAGGUAAAAUGCUGUUACUUUAUCAACUAAUACCACAAAUUAUUUCUGUGAAGAUCAUUUUAAUAUAAUCUAUUACCUUUUGACGUAUUACUUCUAAUUAAUUAAUUAAAUGAAUCUCAUCAAGCCACGCCACUGCUUAUCGCAGACUGUCUACCAGGAAUAGUUCAAAGAAAUUAUGUACAUACGCUUUCCCACACUUUCGGUUAAUAGAUUCGAUGUUUUAAUUGGUAAUCAGUGGAAAUGAUGAGUCCAAGUGGACUGACGGUUUCUAAGAUGUUUUAUACGAGGAGUAAACAUUAAUUUAAAUAUACGUAAGAGAAAAGAGGAAAACCGUCUGAAAGCAAUCGAAAAUGAAAAAAUAGAAAGAGCGAUAAAAUUCAACCAAAUGCGCAAAGAACAAGAAGAAAUCCGUAAAGUUUUCGUAGAAAAAGCCAAUAAAAAAAUAUUCAUGAACAAAGGAAAUGCUAAACAGCUGACCAGCGCUUACAUCCUGAGCGAAGUUUUGUACGAAAGAGAAAAACAAAAAGAAUUCAAAGAUUUUCUGAUGAAGCACGAAGCCGAAGAAUACGCGAAGGAAGUGGAGGACGUUAGAAGAGUAGCUAAAGAAUUCGCAGAAGAAACAAAAGCUCAUAACGAAAACGAAAAACGCAAAAAAAUCGAAGCCAGUAAACAAAUAAGAAAAGAGUUAGACGAAAAAAUUAAAAAAGAAAACGAAGAAGCGGAAAAAAGGAGAAUGGAAGAUUAUAAAGAUUAUAACGAUGCUUUAGACGAAAUGAAUUGCCUUAAACGGAAAGAUUUCGAAACGAAACUGAAGAAGAAACAAGAAAUAGCCAGAGAUAUGGAGGAUAUGUUGGAAAAGGAGCGCCAGAAAAACAUAUUGUUAGCUACGGAAGAACAAGAAUUGGACGAUGUUAUUAAAGCUUACAGAAUCGCCAAAGAUAGAAUCGAUUGUAUGAGAAAAAUUGAAGAAAAACAAUUGCGGGAAGAAGCUAUUCGAUAUAGAGAAGAAAAAUCCGAAACGGCCAAAGCUGUAUCUACGGAAAAAGAAGAAGAAGAAAAGAGACAAAGGUCGUUAGAAGAAGCGGUAAAAGAAUAUGAAGAAAAGGAACUUGAAAAGGAAAGAAAAAAAACGGAGCUUCACGCACGAGAGGUGCGUGAUAAACUGGAGGGAAGAAGACGGUUUCUCGAAAAAGAAGAAGAGCGUUUGAAGAAAGAAGCGGAAUUGAAAAAAUGGGAGAUGCUGAACAGAUACAAAACCGCGGAAGCUGUUAAAAUAUUGGACAAUAACACUGCGAACGAACGUAAAAAUAAAAUGUUGAAAUACAGAGAUGAUUUACUAAAACAAAUCGCGGAAAAUGAAAAUCGGCAAAAGAAAGAAAAGGAAAUUGACAGGAUGAUAAUGGAAUCGUUAAAUCGAACUGACGAUGACAAAUUCUUUGCUUAUGCUGAUGAAAUUUUAAAUAAGCAAACGAAUACUAAAAGAUCUACUUAUCCUACAAUAAAAGCUAUUAUGGAUUAUAAAAAGAAUAAUCAUUUAUCUACGUAAACCAGAUGUCAAAUACAUUUCGACACCAUUGUGUACGAAUGAUAAUGUUAGCAAAAUAAUCAUUCGUCUCCGAAUUAUAAUUCGUAUAUUAUUAGAAAUAAAACAUUUUUCACAAAA